Molecule: messenger RNA, 2748 nt
Organism: Topomyia yanbarensis
Lineage: Eukaryota; Metazoa; Arthropoda; Insecta; Diptera; Culicidae
Product: PAN2-PAN3 deadenylation complex catalytic subunit PAN2-like
Exons: 6
Coding region: 883-1545 (220 amino acids)
Biological process (GO): nuclear-transcribed mRNA poly(A) tail shortening
Cellular component (GO): P-body; PAN complex
Source: RefSeq, a predicted model, not a curated record
UUUCACCAGAUGGGCAAGUCAGGUGGGCCACACUGCAAACGUCUAACGGAAUAUAUGAGCGACCAACAGUUAAGCUUGCGGUACUCGACGUUGACGUAGGAAGGAAUGCAUCUCAUGCGGAUCUUCGCUGCAUUGAAGGGGGGAGUGUUAGUUGCGCAACGUCGAUCACCGCGCCGUGCACACCCCUGCUUCGAGACGAUCGCGAACGCCAGCCCUACCCAACGGUUGACAGGAGGAUCGACUACCAUAAGGUCAGCCCUACCCAACCACUGACAAGUGGAUCGACUAUCAAAAGGUCACACCGGUGUGACGAAGCUUCAUAUAUAAAAAAUUCAUUGCGCGAGGCGAAUCGUUAAAAUUUAUUAUUCUAACUUAAACCUAAAAAUUUAUUACUACAUUCCGCUGUACAACUAUCUCUACAUUUACUCGGUAAGAAUUAAUUACGCUAAACUAAAUACAGUCGAAUUAAACAUGAAUUUGCCCUAAAAUAGGACCUACGGUAAAGUUAAAAGGCUUUAGGAAAACGUAACCUAAAUUUAUUAAUUAAAACAUCAGGACAGGUUUCUACGAAUAAGCACUUUAUUUCGCUGAUUGAAUUGUUGCGUGAUAGCGAAGGGCUACUACAAAAUUUGUAAUUCUUCAAUAAAGUCUUCACAAACUCGGCAGUCUCGUUUCUAUCACCAACAGUAUGCGAAGAAUACAACUAUCCUUUUAACCACGACCGUUCGUUCCGGGGCGUAGAUACACCACCUGGAAGAUCAUCAGAAAUGCUUGGACAGCGAAGUUAAGCAGUAUGAUGCUAACAAUGACAAGUUUCAACGCUUAGUAACCAGUAGUGAUUACGAUCCGACGUUGGCAGCCGAAACUGACAUCUAUACUGAGAUGGCAAAAGAUGCACAACCUACUCGUAGUAACAAGGAUGAAACGGAAAUCAGUCGCCUGUUAGGCACUCAACAAAAAACUACUCAACGUUGCCUUGAGUUCAACACCGAAAGUGUCACAAAUAAUAUCCUUCUGGUGUGCAAUCUACUGUAUCCAACCAAUACCAACAACCGACAUGUCGACGGAACAUUUGCGUCAUGUUUGAAAAAAUAUAUGUCCGUUGAAAAAACUACACCGGCCUGGUGUGAGAAGUGCAACAAGUUCACCCUCACUAAUCAAAAGAGUCGUGUGGCUGAUCUGCCGGAAAUUCUAUCGGUUAACUGCAGUCUGGAGAUAAACAAAGAACUUGAAUAUCUAAAGAAACAAAUGCUGCGACCCUCUGCCCAAGUGUCGAUGUGGGCUCGCGAAAUGGUGCAAACAAAACCCCCACCGUCGUUCAACUCGAAUGCGUCUAAUCAAGGCCAGCAGAAAUCAUGGUUCCCGCUGGGCUUCCGAAUGACGUUGGAUGAGAAGGAGAAUUUGGAAAUUGGAUCGUUAAAAACUGAUGAAGGCUCUGAUGCUCACGAAAGCUGCAAACUAAAUAUGCCGUUCCGAAAAUCGAAAAGUAUCGCUUGUCGGCGGCCGUUUGCUACAUCAAUGACAGAACUCAGUGUAAUAUGGUAGCUUUGGUGCACGUACGAAAGAGCUAGAGAGAUCUCAAAACGGAUCGAAGUGGAGGAGACUGGUACAUAUUCAAUGAUUUUAGUAUUCCCUGGUUUCCGUGCAAGAAGCGGUUUGGUUUGCACUGGAUUGGAAGAUUCCAUGUUCUGAUUUACACCAGUACAGCACUCAGGAACGAACAAGGAGUGAACAAGGAAUGUUUGACUCAGUACGUAAAUCCAUUCACAAAUGAUCUGUUGCCGAACCAAACUCCGGCGAAAUCCGAGGGGACAACCAUUUUAAACCGUUGGAUAAAAAUUAGAUCUUUCUGUUGGGGGACUUGGUGGCAAUGGAUGCGGAGGAAAGUCCGGUCCGAUGGUAAAAUGUCCACCAUAAAACCUCGUCACAUGAGUGUGGCUAGAAUCACGUGUAUCCGCGGGCUAGGUAAACAUGAAGGAGUUCCCUCCGUCGAUGAUUACAUCUCCUUUCAGGAGCAGGUUGUCGAUUAUCUGACAAAAUUAUCCGGAACCAGGCGAUCUGGUUGCUAACUUUAGCAACAAGAGACUGACGACGCUGAACAGGUCCUACAAAAAUACGCUAUCAUUUCGAAGUAAGCAAUUUACACAGUUGAACGAAGUGCGAAGGACCUGUUCAAAAUGCGGGUGGACUUUGUCCAGAAACUAAUGGAGAAACAGCGGGAAGGAACGGAAUGAACUAUUGCUACAUGCUCCUUAGGCUUAAUCGGAACCAAAAUCCUUCAACAGUUUCGUCCACUCAGCCUUUAAUCCAACCGAUCAAACAAAUAUUAUCCUAUGAACUUCACGUUUCUAGCAGCGUUGUCAACUGUUAGCAUAUUUUGUUUCCGCUUGAAAAUACACAGCGUUUAUGGACACAAAUUACAAAAAUCUUGGUUCUUUAUUUUACACGUUUAUUAUUCAUCCCUCUUUAGCAUAAAGGAACAGUCAAAAGGAUCCAGAAAGCAUAUCACUCAAAUCGGAAACAACGACAAAUAAUAUUAGCAUCAUUGAUAUUUGUACCUAGGAUAGGAUCCGCCAGCUCUGUCCCCUGUUUUUGAACCAAUUCUGAACCAGCUCGUGAUUGGAUGAAAGUGACAUAGGCAAACCUUCGGCUUGGAAACUAAAAGUACUAAAGGGCUGCUUGGAAGUGUUGUCAUAUUGUGAUAUCAAACAUAAAACGACGAUUGUUAACUGUGUUGAUUUUUUUGUU